GUGUUCGACCAUGAGGCCACAAACUCGCAUAUUUUCAAUUGCAUGGCCAAGCCCAUUGUGCACAAAGUGAUAUCAGGAAACAAUGGAACACUAAUUACAUACGGUGGCACAUCAUCAGGCAAAACCCAUACAAUGCUGGGCGAUGACCAGAACCCAGGGGUAAUAGAGCUGGCAACAAAGGAAAUAUUUGAGACGAUACGCAAAGACAAGCAACGCAGCUUUCUGCUGCGUCUUCAGUUCAUAGAAAUUAACAAUUAAUCAUAACCGAUCUGAUUAAAAAGCGGCAGACUGAAAUAAAGAUAAAGGA
Molecule: messenger RNA, 307 nt
Organism: Drosophila guanche
Lineage: Eukaryota; Metazoa; Arthropoda; Insecta; Diptera; Drosophilidae
Product: kinesin-like protein KIN-7C, mitochondrial
Exons: 2
Coding region: 43-258 (71 amino acids)
Biological process (GO): mitotic cell cycle; microtubule-based movement
Cellular component (GO): microtubule
Molecular function (GO): ATP binding; microtubule binding; plus-end-directed microtubule motor activity
Source: RefSeq, a predicted model, not a curated record